Molecule: messenger RNA, 812 nt
Organism: Carassius gibelio (silver crucian carp)
Lineage: Eukaryota; Metazoa; Chordata; Actinopteri; Cypriniformes; Cyprinidae
Gene: mgst3a
Product: microsomal glutathione S-transferase 3a
Exons: 7
Coding region: 185-646 (153 amino acids)
Cellular component (GO): membrane; nuclear envelope; endoplasmic reticulum
Molecular function (GO): glutathione peroxidase activity; glutathione transferase activity
Source: RefSeq, a predicted model, not a curated record
AAUGCGUUCCUGUAAGUGUCCUCAACAAGUAGGGAAGUAGGGCUAAAAUUGAACAGAUUGUGUUGCUCACCGUUUUUGUGGAGUGUGUUCCUGUCGGUCGAGUACGUACUGCUGCUCUCUCGAACCUUCACCCUCCAGAUAACCAGCACAGAAGCACAGAACAGUUUUCUCCUCAGUCUAAAAGAUGGUGGUUUUGUCCAAAGAGUACGGCUAUGUGGCUCUAACCGGAGCAGCAUCGUUUCUCCUGAUGUUUCAUCUGUCUCAUGCUGUGGUGAAAGCUCGGAUUAAAUACAAUGUCCAGUAUCCGACAAUGUACAGUGAUGAUCCAGAGACUGGUCACAUAUUCAACUGUAUCCAGCGAGCACAUCAGAACACCGUUGAACUCUUGUCGCCAUUCCUGUUUCAUUUAUCCGUGGGAGGGAUUCAGCAUCCCCGCCUGGCCAGCGUGUUGGGAAUGAUCUGGAUCGUCAGUCGGGUGCUGUACGCUCAAGGAUACUCUACCGGAAAGCCCAAGAAGCGCCACCGUGGGUUGUUUGGUAUGGUUGCUUUGGUGGGUCUGUUUCUUUGCACAGUGAACACUGGGAGAACGCUGCUCGGAUACAACUGUGGAAUGAAAUGGGUCAAAUUGCCCAAAUAUUUUAAAUAGUGAAAAUUAUGUGUACUAUUCUAAUUCUACAUUCUAUGAAAAUGGCAAGAUAAAUAAACACACCUUUAUUUUCUCUGUUGUGCAAAUUUAGAAAAACACUAAUAUCUCACUGUAAGAAUCCAGUGUGUUCAUUUGUGUUUUCAAUAAACUGCACAAAAAUGACAAA